Molecule: messenger RNA, 363 nt
Organism: Colletotrichum graminicola M1.001
Lineage: Eukaryota; Fungi; Ascomycota; Sordariomycetes; Glomerellales; Glomerellaceae
Exons: 2
Coding region: 1-363 (120 amino acids)
Source: RefSeq, a predicted model, not a curated record
AUGAGCAGCCAGGUCUUUUGGAGAGUCGGAGCCAUCUUCGGCGCCACCGCCGUCGGUCUCGGAGCCUUCGGGGCCCAUGGCCUGAAGAACCGCAUCUCUGAUCCCGCCAAGAUUGCAAGCUGGACGACUGCCGCUCACUAUCAGCUCGUCCAUUCCGUUGCUCUGCUUAUCGCCCGCUCGAACCCUGUCGCCUCCGGCCUCUUCACCAUCGGCAUGACCAUGUUUAGCGGCAGCAUCUACGCCCUCAUCCUCAACCCUGAUCUCAAGUUCCUCGGUCCCGUCACUCCAAUUGGAGGUCUCUCCCUCAUAGCCGGUUGGCUCGCCCUAGCCUUCACCAAGGGACGCGUGGGAUUCCGCAUCUGA